Phycomyces blakesleeanus NRRL 1555(-) is the source of this 588-nucleotide messenger RNA. RefSeq lists its product as hypothetical. Bases 9 to 347 code for a protein of 112 amino acids. NCBI's taxonomy places the organism in Eukaryota, Fungi, Mucoromycota, Mucoromycetes, Mucorales, Phycomycetaceae. The transcript is spliced from 2 exons. Gene Ontology annotation, biological process: translation. Gene Ontology annotation, molecular function: structural constituent of ribosome. Gene Ontology annotation, cellular component: ribosome. The record is from RefSeq and is a predicted model, not a curated record.
AGAGCAUCAUGGUCCAGCGCCUCACCUACAGACGUCGCCUUUCUUACAACACCCGCUCCAACAGAGUCCACGUUGUCAAGACUCCCGGUGCCAACCUUGUCUACCACUACGAGAAGAAGCCUGUCAAGGCCCCUCGUUGCGGUGACUGCGGUGACGCUCUUGCUGGUAUCAAGGCCCUCCGUGCCCGCCAGUUCGGUAACGUCUCCAAGACCCAGAAGAACGUCAGCCGUGCCUAUGGUGGUUCCCGUUGCGCUCACUGCGUCAGAAGCCGCAUUGUCCGUGCUUUCUUGAUUGAGGAGCAGAAGAUCGUCAAGCGUGUCCUCAAGACCCAGACUCAGAAGAAGUAAAAAAACCAAACCACCAAAAAACUCAUUAAAAUAAAUGCAAAAGUAAAAUACAAAAAGGAAGAAGAAGUAGUAGUUUAGUAAAAGAUUGCUUUUCCCUUUCUCUUGCUCUCUUGCUCUCUUGCUCUCUUGCUCUCUUGCUCUCGCUAUAUUUUUUAUCUUUUGGCUUUUUUUUUAUUUCUUGUAUCUUGGAGAUGUAUAAUUUUUUUAUAUAUAAAGUGUACAUAAUUCGUACAUACAAGAU